AUGUUAUCUAUUUUUGGUAGAAAUAUUCGCUCUUUAAUUGAUUCGGGUGCUGCGCUUUCCUUUAUUUCUCACACACUUGCUAGCUAUGCAAAUCAAAUGUCAGAGCCUUUAGAUAAUGAAUUGGUAGUAAUGACUUUAGUGGGGGACUCACUUUUAGCAAAUCGUGUAUAUAAAGAUUGUGGGAUUAGAGUGAACAAUCAUGAGUUGAAAGCAGAUUUAAUUCCUCUUGACAUUCAUGAGUUUAAUGUUAUUUUGGGGAUGGAUUUUCUAUCUAAUCACCGUGCUUCAGUUGAUUGUUUUCACAAGGAAGUGGUAUUUAGAAGCCCAAGAGAGCUUAAAAUUGUUCUCACUGGAGAGCGCAGAAUUUUGCCAUCUUGUGUAAUAUCUGUCCUGAAUGCUCGCAGAAUGCUCAAAAAGGGUUGUGAAGCAUAUUUAGCUCAUAUGAUUGACACUCAGAUCACUAAAUUGAAACUUGAAGAUAUACCAGUGGUAAAAGAUUUUCCUGAUAUUUUUCCUGAAGACCUUUCGGGAUUACCCCCAAAUAGGGAGAUAGAAUUCUGUAUUGAUUUGAUUCCCGGGACAGCACCUAUUUCACAGGCACCUUAUCGAAUGACUCCGAAAGAGUUGAAGGAAUUAAAGGUACAAUUACAAGAAUUGAUAGAUAAGGGUUUCAUUAGACCCAGUGCAUCCCCAUGGGGAGUUCCUGUAUUAUUUGAAAAGAAGAAAGAUGGCACUAUGAGAUUAUGUAUUGACUAUAGACAGCUGAAUAAGAUGACUAUUCGCAAUAAGUAUCCUCUGCCCUGCUUGAUGAUUUGGAAAGCUAAUGUGGUUGCAGAUGCUCUCAGUAGAAAGACUAGUUCUUCCUCUUCAGCUAGUGCAGUUUAUGCUUCUUUGAUUUGUGAAUUCAAGAAAUUGCAUGCUCAUUUGUCAGCUACUACGGCAGGUGCUGUAUUAGCUCAUUUUCAUGUGAGGCAUACUUUAAUUGAUAAGGUCAUAGAAGCUCAAGCCCAAGACUUGACAAUGAGAACUUUGAAAGAAGAAGUUAGUGUCGGGUUACGAACGGAUUAUGUUAUUAGGAAUGAUGGUGCAUUGGCUAUGGGUAAUAAUAGAUUAUGUGUUACAGAUAUCCCAGAAUUGAAGAAGGAAAUUUUAGAAGAGGCACACAGUUCUGCUUAUGCUAUACAUCCAGGUAGUAUUAAAAUGUAUCGUACAUUGAAAGAUCAUUAUUGGUGGCUUGAUCGUUUGACCAAAACUGCCAAGUUCUUGCCAAUCAAAGCCACUUAUACUUUAAAUAAGUUGGCAAAGUUGUAUGUGGAUGAGAUAGAAGCCGUGGGUACUAAACUACAUUUCAGUACAGCUUUUCAUCCUCCGACAGAUGGCCGAUCAGAGCAGACCAUACAGACUCUUGAGGAUAUGUUGAGGGCUUGUGUUUUAGAGCUCAAGGGUAGCUAG
Messenger RNA from Olea europaea var. sylvestris, 1452 nucleotides. RefSeq lists its product as uncharacterized. The transcript has 4 exons. The coding region runs from base 1 to 1452 and encodes 483 amino acids. The record is from RefSeq and is a predicted model, not a curated record. Lineage: Eukaryota; Viridiplantae; Streptophyta; Magnoliopsida; Lamiales; Oleaceae.